This is a messenger RNA of Lepus europaeus (European hare), 2829 nucleotides long. It is a transcript of the gene CBLN2, whose product is annotated as cerebellin 2 precursor. Lineage: Eukaryota; Metazoa; Chordata; Mammalia; Lagomorpha; Leporidae. The record is from RefSeq and is a predicted model, not a curated record. Bases 1 to 675 code for a protein of 224 amino acids. The transcript has 3 exons. Gene Ontology annotation, molecular function: protein binding.
AUGCCGGCGCCCGGCCGGGGCCCCCGAGGGCCGCCGCUGACCAUGUCCGGGCGUCCGGAGGCGCGGCGCGAGCCGGCCGGCUGCGGCUCCUGCCUGGGGGCUGCGCUGGCCCUGCUGCUGCUGCUGCUGCCCGCCUGCUGCCCGGUGCGGGCGCAGAACGACACGGAGCCCAUCGUGCUGGAGGGCAAGUGCCUGGUGGUGUGCGACUCCAGCCCGUCGGCCGACGGCGCCGUCACCUCCUCGCUGGGCAUCUCCGUGCGCUCCGGCAGCGCCAAGGUGGCCUUCUCCGCCACGCGCAGCACCAACCACGAGCCGUCCGAGAUGAGCAACCGCACCAUGACCAUCUACUUCGACCAGGUAUUAGUAAAUAUUGGCAACCAUUUCGACCUUGCCUCCAGUAUAUUUGUAGCACCAAGAAAGGGGAUUUAUAGCUUCAGCUUCCACGUGGUCAAAGUGUAUAACAGACAAACCAUUCAGGUCAGUUUAAUGCAAAACGGCUACCCGGUGAUCUCGGCGUUUGCAGGCGACCAGGAUGUCACCAGAGAGGCUGCUAGCAAUGGUGUCCUACUGCUCAUGGAAAGGGAGGACAAAGUGCAUCUCAAACUGGAGAGGGGCAACCUCAUGGGGGGCUGGAAGUACUCCACGUUCUCUGGCUUCUUGGUUUUUCCUCUAUAGACUCAGAGCCCCCUUGAUGGUGGGGAAGUUGCGAUGUGGACCCAGGAAUCCACCCUCUGUAACAUCCUGAACUCGGAAUAGGACAACUUGCUUCCAGCCUCCUCCAGACCUCGUGGUAGAAGAAUGACUUCCUUCCGAAUCUCCAGCAUUUUCUUUGAAUACUGACAGUUCCUUGGGAACCUGGCCUCUAAUGAGUUUUAGAUGACAAGGUUUUAAGGAGAAAUGAGAUUAUCGAUUUGAGCAAUUUGUACCUGUGAUUGUAAAGUCAAUAUCGGAUUUUCUUGUUGGGGACCAUUGACUUGAUCUCCUUUUGUUUGUACUUUGUGUUGUUGUUCUGAUGCGAGGAGUGCCACUGAGCCCAGGAUAGAGGGCAGGUUGCAGCAGGGCUCAAAGCCAGAGCCCCGCAAGGAGCCACCUGCCGGGCAGUCCUUGACAUGUGUUCUGUGUGUGUCCAUAGAGCCUCAAGAAAAGGAAUGGCUUCCCUUUCAGUCUGUAUUUUCCCGCCCCUGGGUGGAUGUGAGGACGGGGGAGGGGGUUGGGACAUUGUGAACCUGUCAAGAAGUGCUUUAUCCAGAGAAGCAAAUUUUGCACGAUUGGACUGCAACUUCUGUUUCGUAUUGUUUGUGUUUUUUUUUUUUUUUUUUCCUCAGCUUUGCUUUUCUUUCCACAUUGAUCUCUUCCUCUUCACCCCAAUUUUACUUUUCAUGUUGGGGUCAGGGAAAGUAAAUAUGUAUUGAAUUCUUGAAUGAGACCAAAUCCAAACCCUAAAAAACAAAUAGCUACAUAUUUUGUUUUGAAUGAGACCAAACGAAACCAAACAAUCUGUGUAUCAAAGUAAACGUAGCAAAUGGACAAUUCUGCGUAUUCUUUCAAAGACAUUGUCCCAGAUGCGUCAUUAGAAGUAGCAGCCUGGAUUUUAUGUCCUUUGUUUAUUUUUAAUUUACACUCCGGAAUCCUUUAAGAACCUGGUGUUCCUGGGUGGGCCUGCACUGUCUGAGUUAAGAGUGGAAGCUGUAAAACCAAACCCUCUGCAGCUGCUGUUCCCUUGCCGAGUGCGCCCCUGACUUCUCGGCGUGUUUUCGUUCGUUGGAUCUGCCUCUGAGUGAUGGCACAGAGAUCAGGUGCUUCAGGGACCGAAGGACCAGCACCCCUUCUAGGGAUGCUCCUUUGAUCUGCCAAGGGAAGGAAUAUGUUGACACUCAGCUGCCGGUACCUGGCGGGAGGCCACCUGGAAGGCACAGCGGUUAAAGGUAUUGGCUGAGGAACCGGAGGAGUGGUUUUACAAACCCAUCUUGCUUUGGCACCUUGUGCGACAGUGUUGUUGAGACACAGCUGAGAGCUGGUGGGUGCGGGAUGCAUAUGCCAAGGAAAUGUCAUUGAUUCCAAAGCAAUCAAAGAUGAAACCUCAAACCGGAUGUUAAUUUGUCCUUUGUGUAACAAUGUAACCAAAAUAUUGAUGAUAAAAAGUCAUAAUUUAAGAUUCUGAAUAAAUAGGUUUGAUGUCUGGCUUGCUCUUAUCCCUCCACAUCGCCCCCGCACUCUGAACGCGAGUGGGAGUCGCAGCCAAUAUCGAGCACGUGGGGUAUACAAGUACACAUCCAGAUAGGGCAAAUGAGCCGAGGCUCUGGACAGAAAAUGUACGUUGUAUGGAGAGGGAGCCGGCUUUUGACACCCAGCAUCUUUGAUGCUAUGUGAGUUCCUAUACAGCAUUUCAGUCUGACCUCUGAGAUAAAGGAAACUGGCAUUUGAAGAUGGCAAUUGUCCCCAAGAGUCUGUGUGAGCAUGGGGAGUUGCUGGAUUCCAUCUCCAAGUCAGAGUGGCAGUGAUGCUUAGAGAAAUGAAAAGCGGAUAGCUUAAUUAAGAGUCAAAGUUGUGCAGCAUAGCAGGAUGCAGGAUUUAAUUUGGAUGUAAAUGUUGUUACAUUUUGUUAGGAAAAGAAAAUUAAAAAAAUUUUUGAGGUUCAUGGGCUCUGUGAUUAGGAGACACACUUUUGGACAUGGGCAUUGUUUAUUGAUGCUGCUAACAAAGAGGAGGGUGCUAUAGUGCAUUUUCUGUGUUCUAUUGCACUUGGUUAUUUUAGUGUUUUACCCAUUUCCUUAGCAUUAUGGUCAAUGUAAAACAAAUAGAAACCUCAUUAGAGUGUAAAGUAGUACU